Molecule: messenger RNA, 6049 nt
Organism: Drosophila ficusphila
Lineage: Eukaryota; Metazoa; Arthropoda; Insecta; Diptera; Drosophilidae
Biological process (GO): axonemal central apparatus assembly; cilium movement
Cellular component (GO): axoneme
Source: RefSeq, a predicted model, not a curated record
UUCAAAUCAAUUAUAUUUUUUGGAAUUUCAGGAAACACAACACAAGCCAGAAUGUCCGAACAGGCGCCGACCACAACAGGGACACCUGCGGAUCCACCUAAUGUAUUUAACAACACGCCUCAAAUGUUUAAACCGUCCUUCCGAAGCAGCAAGGUGAAGCGCCAAUUUCAAUGUUGCGUCGCAAGGGAAUAUUACAGUGAGUACUCCAACAUGGUGGACUCGCUGCACAUCACGCCGCGGAUGAUGAUCCACCACAAGGGCUUUAAGGUGAACAACACUUACGGCCUGACUCUCAACAUCAAAAACACGGGAUUGUUCCCACGCCUGGUCAACGUAACCACCGACAGUCCCGAGGACACCUCCAUUUCGAUCGCGGAACUGGACCUGCACCGCUACCUGGACACCGACGAGGUCCUGGAGGUCAAGAUCUGGAUCCGGGCCAGCUCGAAAAGGGACAUCAACCGGCGGCGCCACGUGCUGCUCGAGUGCUUCCACCCCAACAUCAUUUUCCAAGUGCCCAUUAUCGUUCUCGACAAGCUGAAGUACCCCUCGAUUAGCGACAGCAUCACCUUCCCCAGCUGCGUGCCCGGCAACAAGACGCACUACGAGAUGGUCAUCUACAACCCCACCAAGGAUCACGUGCGAGUGCGCUACAGAAACACCAACCGGGGACUGGAGAUCAACGAUAACAACAAGGACGUCCUGCCGCCGAGGGACUUCGCCAGGCUGCUGCUGGUCAUCCACCCACAGAAGCUGAGCGUCUACAGGGGCUUCUUCAACAUCAAGUUCGGCGUGUGGCCUCCCAAGCCGGUGCUGUUCGUGUUCACGCCCAAGUCGAUGGGCGUGCACCUGAGCCUCGGGAGCGUGGUCUUCGGCACGAACAAGUUCCUCAAGGAGGAGGUGCGCACGGUCACCGUCUGCAACGAGAGCCAGCACGAGGUGUCCGCUUCGGGGGACUUCCGCGUGGACUCCGCCGCCAAGGAGGUGAGCGCCAGCACCGACGACGACGGUUCCGCGGUGUCCGACAAGCUGAUCGACGACGCCGUCAGCAUGCGCAGCGUGCUGCUCUUCGACUUCGAGGAGAAGGCCAGCGUGCAGAACGUCCUCUGCGACGCGAGGGCCUCGAAGCACUUCGAGUUCGUGCUGCCCAGCAGGAUCUUUGCCGGCAGCUCGGCGGACAUAAAGCUGGCCUUCUACCCGAAGUACGACGCCGAGAGCCCGUUCCCCGACGACCUGGCCCCCUACUUCCAGCGCACGCGCCUCGUCUUCUGCUUCAGCGACGCCGAGGACUGCGUCGAGUCGCACUCCGUCAUGCUGGCCGGGCUCAUCGGGGGCGUCGAGGUGGAGUUCCACCCGAAGACCAUCGACUUCCGCAAGAUCUACCUGGGUGAGGAGCACUGCGCGCAGAUCAAGGUGCUCAACGUGGAUGAUGUGCCUGCAAGAGUCGUCUACAAGGACUCCUCCGAUCCAGACGUGGUCGGCAUCCGCGUCUCGCCCGCGGAAGGCUUCCUGCUGGAUCCCUGCACCCGCGGCAUCUUCAACCUGUCCUUCUACUCGCUGAUCCCCGGCAGGUUCUCCAUCACGCUGCACUUCAAGGUGGAGAACGGGAGCCACUACAAGGUCACGCUGAAGGGCACUGGGCAGCCGGUGCAGCUGCGCACCUUCCCCCAGCUGGUGGAGUUCGGCAGCAUCCCGAUCGCGGUGCCCCAGAAGCGGUACAUGCUGCUGAUGAACCCGCUGGCGGUGCCCAUCACGCUGCAGGUGAAGCCCACCGAGGAUGGCGAGGAGACGCCUCUGGUGCUCAACAUCCGCAGCUCCACGGAGAUGCUGCCCAUCACCGUGCGCGACCCCAUUCGCCAUCUGCAGCAGGUGCACGAGGAUCUCCAGAGCACGGAGCCGAAGGAGCCCAGGGAAGUCCGGCUGACGAACACCGUCUCGGAUAUCCUGUCGAUGAAGUCCGCCAAGAUGACCGAUUCCGUGUACAGCCUGGAGUUCGAGGAGGAGGUGAUGGAACCUAUUCCGCAGAUGGCCGCCUUCCUGUUGACGAACCUGAAGAAGCAGAAGAUCUUCGACAAGUCGGAGACCGACCGCCGCGUCAUCCAGGAGGCGAUGACGGGGCUGCUCAACACCAAGUACUUCUCCGUGUUCACCAAGCACAACAACUACAUCUUCAUGGACUGGAACGCGGUGCCGAGCGACCCGCGGGAGGUCUUCUGCGACAACGAGAUCAUCUACCUGCGGCCGAACACCGGGCGCAGCAUCACCAUCCUCCUGGUACCGAACAAGGAGGGCUAUUACCACCGGUCGCUCUCGGUGCGGAUCUGCCCUGCUGUGGCCAAUUCCUCGCUGGAGUCCAGCGACGACCACCCCAUCAUGAAGACCCUCAUCAAGUCGGAGUUCCUCUGCUCGAAGCUCUGGUUCGAAUACAACUGCGUGGUGCCCGAGAUUGAGUGGUCCAACUUGGUAGACCUCUCCCACCGGACGAUCUACGCCGGCGAAGACUACGGCUUCGAUAUGACCUUUUCCAACCGCUCCAUCAUCGGCGCCUUUCUGCACUAUGACGUAAUUCCCACCGAUAUGUCCUUCCGCGACGGCACCUGGAAGUUCUUCAUCGACGGCGGGAUGGAUGUUACCGCCAAGUGCUCCGUCACCUUCCGAUCGCUGAGCAGCACUCGGCUGUCCGGUCUGGUCAAGAUCGUGGGCGCCAACCAACCGUUCCCCUUCCACCUGUUCGCGAAUGUCCUGCCCACGGAGAUUCGGGUCACGCCCAUGUACGUCCACCAGCGCCUGCAGGUCUACGAGAAGUCCGUGGUGCACUUCUACAUCGACAACUACACACCCACGCACACCAAGCUCAGCAUGCGACUGAAAGACAUAGAGUUCCAGUACCUGAGCACGCUGGGCGGAUCCCUGGCCCCCUCUGGUCAGAGCAUGUACACCACGCUAGUCUCGCUGUUUACAGACCCGGACCUCUACCAAAACACCCUGUUCAUCGACUUGCAGUUCGACAACAUGAUAAUGCUGCCCAUCACCUUCCUGGUGGAGGGGGUGCCGCUCUACUUCGAGCCCGACAUCCGCCCGGGCUUCCACGCCGGCCUGCUGUACACCGACACCAAGGAGCAGUUCCAGGAGGGACUCUACCAGCACCGCUUCCCCAUCCGGGUGAUCAACAAGGGCCGGCGCGCCUACCGCGUCCUGAUCAUCCGCCUGAACAGCUUGGGACCGGGAGCCAGCGGCUCCUCCGCCUGCACCACCAACGCGCUGACCGCCCGCUUCGACAUGGAGCCGAAGAACAUUUACCUGACGCCCGGCAGCGAGGCUCAGCUGAACAUCCUGGCCAGCUCGUACGUGGAGGGCUUCGCCACCGGGGACUUCCUGGUGCAGGUCAUCGACCAGAAGUACCCGCAGCGCAAGCACAUCAUCAGGGUCAGGACCUCCGCGGAGUUCGUGGACUGCCAGCUGCUGUGGAGCCCCAAGCAGGUGAACUUCAACUACAAGCGGUGCGAGCCUCUUAAAGAGCGCUCCUACGAGGAGACGCCCCUGCUGGUGAACCCCUGCUCGGUGCCCAUCAACGACCGGGUGACGCUCCAGGUGAGCGGCCCCUUCAAGAUCAAGGAGUUCUACGAGGACGCCUACGAGAAGGAGCUGCGCAUCAGCCUGGCGGGCGGGGAGCGGAAGGAGAUCUUCGUGAUCCUCAACAGGGGCCCGCUGAAGCAGCUCUUCUGCCGCCAGAUCGAGGGCAGGAUCAACGUGACGGCGCUGGGCAGACCGAUGAAGUCGCUGCUCCUGAGGGUGAACGUGAUGGUGCCCGAGGUGGCGAUCCUGCAGCCGGAGCUGGUCCUCUUCGACCGGGGAAAGCCGUACGACAGCAGCAUCCACCUGGUGAACCAGGGCUGCAUGCCGGCCGAGUUCAAGUGGCGGCGGCUGGAGACCAGCGAGGUGUUCGUCGGCGACGAGGACGACCCGGAGGGCAUUGCCGCGGAUGUCCUCUCCGAGAUCCUGCGCAUGCUCGAGUACGACUUCAGCUGCGAGGAGGAGCCGAACAUGACGAGGCGCUACCAGGCGUGCCGCUGCCAGUUCCGCCGCUUCGAGGAGAACGGCGACCUGGUGCUGGAGAUCCUCGAGCAGGUCAUCAACGAGCUGGACCUGCGACACCGGCCCCUGCUCUUCCCGCCCAAGGAUCCCCCGGCCGAGCAGCCGGAGCGGGACCAGAGCUCCUCAAGCGUCGUGCGGGAGACCAUCGCGGACAUCCUCAACCGCCUGCACAUCGACUCGAGCGACCGCUGGUCGGAGCCCUCCACCGAGGACUGCCUGGCCAGCCGGCACAUCUACUUCUACGAGAAGCGGGGCACCGUGGACACGGACCUGGAGUGCCAGCUGCACCUGCCCCACAUCCGCCGCGGCCACGAGAUGCGCGCCGUGUUCGAGCUGGCCUUGCUGGGCGGGAAGAGCCAGCGGUUCACCGUGACCCUGGUGAACCUCCCUCAGAAGAUCAGGUUCCACAAGGACAGCAUCUACCUGGGAGUCAAGCCGUGGUACGAAUCGUUCGAUGCGGUGGUGCGUGUUUCCAACCUGACCCAGUACCCGCUCGAGCUGGUGGUCGUCGAGGUGAAGAGACCGCCUCCGAAGGCGCCCAAGGAGGAGGCGAAGGAGAAGCGGCUGGUGGACGGCUUCUGCAAGAUGCUGACCAGCGACAUCCUGCACCUGGAGCCGGGAUCCGCCGGAGCGGAGCAGAUCCGCGUGAAGGGAAUCCUCGGGUUCAGCGAGAGCUUCCGCCACUCGUUCGGGGCCAUGAUCAACAACAGCGACUCCAACUACUUCUGCCUCCGCGGACAGGGCGUGAUGCCCAUGCUGGACAUGAGCUCGCCGCUCCCGAGGGUUCCGAUGGACCCCCUGGAGGUGGAGGAGGAGUACCGCCUGCUGCAGAGGAUCUACUACUACGACAUCUUCCGCUCCCUCACCGAGGUGGACGAGGAACCGAAGGGCGGGCCGGGGGAGGAGGAGGGCCAGGCGGAGGACAAGGCGUCCGUCACCGAGGACUUCUCCCUGCUCUCCGCCAGCGAGGAGGAGAUGAGCUCCGAGAGGAAGGACCUGCACGACCUGCAGCUCUUCCGCAUGGUGCACACCUACGUGAUGGUGAACAACAACCAGGAGCUGCCCCACGCCACCGUCCUGCGGCAGCUGAUCCUGGCGGAGCGCUACCUGCUUCGCCUCCGCCUGAAGCCCGAGCUGUACGCGCUGCACCAGCAAGUCUACCUGACCCACCAGAAGAUGCACCAGGCGCCGGGCCUCUGGUCGCCGGCGAGGGUCAAGCACUUCACCGUACAGCCCCUUCCCUGCGAGCAGCACGGCUUCGUCCUGGACCUGGGUCCCCUCCACCGGAACACCGUGCGCCGCUUCCAGAUCAAGCUGCACUUCUUCGGACCCGGCAAGCUCAUCGCCGCCGCCCGCACGGCUGUCAGGGUUCCGGGCCUCUACGUGGACUUCAGGGUCGCCGAGGGCAGGCACAACGACAAAAAGUUUGCCUUCUGGGCGGAAAAGUGCACGGCGCUGGAGUUCUUCAAGGACAAGUACAGGAACAUGCUCGAGCGGCUGCUGGACGCGGACCGGGACCCCAAGGUGAAGCACGCGCACUCCUUCGACCUGGACAGGAUGGUCAAGCACCAGCGGGACCUGACGCCCAAGGACCGCCGCCUCGUCGAGGAGUACUACAACAGCCUGAACCCGUCCGUCUACCCGGACCACAAGCACCACUUCACCCUGGCCAAGGUCUUCUCGGGCUGCCUGUCCAACUACUCCGGCGUGGACGUGACCAUGGUGGGGCUCUUCAAGCCCGAGUCCCGCUUCUACGAGAAGGACCAGCUUCUGGAGGACUACCUCUACAUCGAUCUUCACAUGGGGCCUACUCUUCCCGUUUUGCUCAAGGGCGUCUUCGUGUCCUAGGAUGUCUUGAAAUUUAUACGCGUUUAUUGUGGGUGUGUUUGUGUUUGGUGUGGGUUGGGAGUGGGGCUCCUUAGUCCUAUGUGCAGUAAUAAAGCGUUUACUUUGA